UAAUGAUUAUUAGAGGGCGCUCUACCCUCACUACUUUUUACCCGUUCAUGUCAUGGACAAUAGCACGGUGCACUUAAUCGAACACCCUCAAGAUUGACGGGCUCUAUCUCUGCAAAGUUUGUGACAACCCGGAUGGUUUAUUCCGACAAUUGUCAAGAACUGUGAUUUCGCCAGACAGGUAGGCUACAGAGAUCACGAACAUGGCCAUCAAUUUAUAUUCUAGAAAAUUGCUUGCCAAAUCCGAAUUACGUUGGACUUUAAAGACCGUAAACGACUGAGGAAUAUGUGUUCAUUUGGGUUACACAAAAAAGCUAGGACCAUGCCUUUAUAUCAUCCAAUAUUUCUGUUUGUUCUGGUAAGCUUCCAAGCAUGUUCCUCUACACACAGCCAGGAGGCUGUCUCCAACAUGGCCCCACCAGAGGCCAUGGAGUAUAACAGAACUGUCUAUGCAGCCUGCAAAAUGAGACCCAGCACCAAACUAGGCGAAGGUCUACCUAACGUGUAUGGACAGGUGCUGUUCAAGCAGGAAUACCCCGAGGGAAGCCUCAAAGUCCUCUUUCUUCUCCAUGGUUUUCCAAGUGACAGUGAUCAUCAGUCAAAAGCCAUCCACAUCCACCAGUACGGGGAUUCCAGCCAGGGCUGCGAUUCCACAGGCGGCCAUUACAACCCUUACAGGGUCCCCCAUCCCAGCCACCCGGGGGACUUUGGGAACUUUGUGGCCCACCAGGGGAGGGUUCACAAGUUGACUGAAUCAAAGGCCACUCUGUUCGGGGGGCUGUCGGUGCUUGGGCGGGCGGUGGUGGUCCAUGAGAAGGCAGACGACCUAGGGCAGGGCGGGGAUGCGGGGAGCCUGCUACAUGGUAAUGCUGGGCGGAGGCUGACAUGUUGCACCAUCGGGAUGAGCAGUCCCAAACUGUGGGAUAAGCACCAUCAUCGACAGCAGAGAAGAAGGGGAUGGGAAUCAUAGUUUAUUCUUCCCUUUUCUUUCUGAGCUCACCAUCUUUCAUCGCAAGACAACUUAAUUUCAUUGCUUUCAUUUUAUCCAGAUCUAAAUUAAAAAUGUUUCCUUCUCUUUUAAAGUCAUGUUUAUCUUUUAUUUUAAGGGAUAGGACAGGUUUACCAUAGCUGAUAGCAAUUCAUGUAUCUUGUAUUAAACUUUGAAAAUACCUUUAUUGAAA
Molecule: messenger RNA, 1178 nt
Organism: Oncorhynchus keta (chum salmon)
Lineage: Eukaryota; Metazoa; Chordata; Actinopteri; Salmoniformes; Salmonidae
Product: extracellular superoxide dismutase [Cu-Zn]-like
Exons: 2
Coding region: 284-967 (227 amino acids)
Biological process (GO): removal of superoxide radicals
Molecular function (GO): copper ion binding; superoxide dismutase activity
Source: RefSeq, a predicted model, not a curated record